UUUAAUUUAACUGCAUGGUUUAUCAUAUUGGCAGUGGAAGCGGGUUUAUCUAAGAGCUGCAUCUGCCAGAGCUGCUCCUCAGAGUUUGCUGCUGCUCUUGUUUGCAGGUUGCUAUCAAAGUGUGUGCUCUUCACUCUUGGGGCACGAUUUGAGUUACCUCGUGCCUGGGAUAGUGGCUGGCAAUCCUGCUUGGGUUGGGGGGUUGGAACCGAAUGACCUUUAAGGUCCCUUCCAAGCCAACCAUUCUAUGAUUCCGUGAGUUCAGCAGAAGAAAUGCCUUACUGAGAAGAGCAGCAGUAAGGCUGAUAAGAGUGAGGCUCUGUACCAUGAAUACUGGGCAGUAAUGUGCCUUGCUGAAAGGUUACGUGAGUGGGGGCUGGAGCACUGCAGGGAUGCCCUCUACCCUCCUUGUUUCCUUGGAAAUAAUUAGCAUAAAAAACUAAAAGUUGAGUUUUACUUCAUGAGAAAGAGGAUGCUGCACUUUCUAUGGCGAUGUGACGCUGAUCACAAGGGCGCAGGUAACGGAAAUGCUUUAAGAGCUUGAGUCACUCUGCAGAGGCAAUGUCAGCAGAACACAGGCUGUGUGCUCUCUAGGAUAGGGACUGACCACGUCCUGCGCUGCUUCUGCAAAGAGAACUGAAGCUCCAAAGCGGAAAGGAGUGGGAGCGGUGGUAGUUUCCUUUUAGGAAAUACUGCUCUGCUCUGAAGUAGGGGUGAAAUAUUUGGAUGAAUGAACCCCAGGUCGUAGUUGCACGUCAGCAUUUUGCCCCAGUGCACGAGCAGACGUGGGGUAGGAGCUUGUUUUGUGCUAAGCAAGAGCUGCCUGGCUGCGCACAGCAGCGAAUCUCUGCGCCCAGCAUCACAGCUGAGCUCCGGCAGCUGCGGCUCCAGGCAGGACCUGCGGUCACCGCGUGCCCCUCGUUAACAGCAGCACAACACAGCACGCGCUGCGUCGGGGUGGGUGGGAGCGCAUCUCCUUCCUUUCCUGGAGAAUGUCUUAAUUUUCUGUUGAAAUCUUGUCCGAAGUCUUAUCUUAACAAGUAAUCAUGGUCGUGUUUUUGAGCAGGCAAUUGCAAUGAGGGACACAGAGGAAGCUGGAGUGCCUGGAAGCUGUGGUGCAGCUGCUGAUUCAUUAUGAAUCAGAGAGAGCAGCCUCCCCUGGGCCUCUGCCAUCCUCACAGCAUCGAUAGGAGCUCUGCUGCAAGGUGUGGGGGUGGGGGGUGGGUGGACUGUCCCCUUGUGCACCUGGGGGGAGAACAGGCUCCUGGGUGCCCAUCCCACUGCAACCUGUGAUUGGCAGUGGUUCCAGGCAGCUGCUCCCAUAGGGACUUCUCCCCCUGCCCUAAACAGACACUGCUAAGCAGCUUUUUGCUUAGAAGAGCUCUGUGUAUCUUAAAGACCAUGUGUGGAAAAAAAGUGUUGUGGUAAAAUACAAUUAAGAUACGAAAAGGUUUAGAAAAGUCACAAAGAAGAAAACUGAUUGGAACAUAUGGCCAAAUCCUUUGUUUAGCAACAGGAACCAAAGGCCAGAAAUACAUACAUUCCUUCUUGGAAUGUCAGGAAAUGGCAGUUUAUUUUUCCUUCAACUUGGCAUGGAAGCGUUAUGCAUGGGAACGAAAUCCCGACUGCGCGCAGAUGAUGGGGAGAUGUCUGCUGGAUAAGAUGGAGGCAGGCUUUGGGCAACAGCUUGAAAAGAGGAGAAAAAGAGGGGCAUGGGGAGAAUGAGCAGCGCUGCCCUGUAAUUCCCAUCACUGCUUCGUGGGCUGGAUGUAAAUCCACACGAGUUCCCACCCGGGCGAUUCUGCCUGAAGUUUGAGCAUCGGUCAUUCGUUAUUUUAUCAGAAACUGAUUUGACCAGUGAGAACUUCAAGCCUGACAAUUAGUACGUGUCCACCCCCAGAAAACCAAUUAACGCUUUGAAUGGGUAAAAGCAGGUCCUGAUAUUCGCUCCUUGCUGAAGCUCAUACAAAAAGACGCGGAAUUCCUGUCCACCACGGACGGCCUUAUGUUCUGAAAUUCACAAACAGAAAAUAAACGGCACUGGGCAAAGCUCAAACUGACUCAACCAGUCGACUGCCGGGACGUGGCCGGGCAGCACAUCCCCCCCUGCUGCCGGUGGGGAAUGCUCGUUUCUUCAGGUUGCUCAGAGGUGAGGAGAUGAACCGCAAACUGUUGUGUGAAUAGCAGAGGGCAUCGCUGGCGCGGGAGCGUAACUGCUCAGCAAACACAACCCCCAGCCUUUAGCUGUAUCUCCUCCUCAAAAUACUUCAUCUCAUCUUUCCGUACGAGAAGUGCUUGCAGAUUUGUUGGUGUUCGAAUUGCCGCUCCAGAGGUUUGGGAAAUGCGCUCACCCCCGAGGGAAAUUUCCACAAUAAAACUGCUCUUGUUUGUGCUGCCUCAGGAGGACGACGAAGAGAAAAAUUUAAGACGACAGAUGAAAAAGUGCUUGCGUUGUUUUAACUGAAGAAUAUUCAGUGCAGUAGCAGAGCCCUUGCAGACCACGGGAAGCAGUGCACAGCGGUGCUGGAGCCUCUUAAACCCAAGCUGAGGGGGAAGGGCGUGCAGCAAGCGCAGCGGCAGAGCUGCAGGGAUGGAUGCUGCUCGAAUUAUCAGUUUGUUAUUGUGAGGGAUUUUUCUAGUAACAUUCCCAUACAUUUUAUGGAGGAGAUAAGUCUGCUGCAUAGUGCUGAAUACGGGUCUUGGGGAUGAGAAAGGGAGCAGUGCUGCUCAGUCACAGUAGAUAUUUCAUAGUGAGGUUGUGGGGCUUUUGGUGUUUUUUGGUUUUUGUUGUGAUGGAAGCACUGCUGGGUAAGGCACCAAAUAUAAAGACGUACCAAGCGAGAAUUACGGAGAGUGACUGCCUUGCAUUGGAUCAGCUGGUCUAAAAUUCAGUAGGAGUGGGUACACAAGAACUUUUGAUCACGCCUAACUUAAUUGAACCCAUUUUCCGGAGGCCUUAUGGUGUAAAGCUGUUCGGUAGGGUUGCCUGUGUGUGUGCGACUGAUUAACAUUGCAGUGACGAGGUCACAGGCUCCCAAAUGGGGGAGAGCAGCAUCUUAGAAAUAGGUUGCUGAGGAUGCAGCCUCUGCCCUCCAGGUCUGCACCUCGUCAUUGCCUCACUAAGUGAGCUGAGGGAUGGGGUAACAGCAACGUCUGCCCAAGCGCUUUCUCACAGGGUGACAAACUGCCCUUUGAGAUGUUCUCCAUCUCAGGACAGCUUUAUAGGGCUGCUGAUAGGCUGACAGGGAAAAAGCAACUAACGUCAAAGAAGAAAAACACUUUGAUCUCAUCUGCAUUGCUUUAGUGCUUGUUCCAUGCUGGUCGUUGUUAAGGACACGUUAAUGAGAUGACAUAAAAUAACGAAGAGCGCUGCACAGCCGCCCCGAGAUGGCAUUCUGCAGAUGGUGGCAGACAGGCCGCUUCCUCUCCUCUGGUAAUAAAGGAAACAAGCAGAUCCCGGUGGCCCCAAAGUGCAGCUUCCUCCCAGUGAAGCAUCCCGUAGGGUCUCUGCAACCCUGGGAAUGCAGAGCUUGUUUAUGGUUAAUGGAAGGUCAGGGAUGCUUCUGCUCACAGGACGGGAAGGGGCUGCCACAGUGAUUCUUAACAUAUGUCCUGGGCAGCUGAAAGCAGAGCUAGGGCCCAACAUCCAGCACACAGCCUGGUUAGUGAGCCAGAGCUGCACUGCAGGUGACCUCACUCUGCAGAGGAGAAAAGCAGCUAGCCCAUAGAAAGCUCUUUGCUGACAUAACCAUUGCACUUGCCAGUACCAGGACUAUCUGGUUCAAUGCCUUCUUGUACGUAUUUCCCAUAAAAUAAUUAAAUUCAUCAGUACCUGUGAUGUUAGGUAUUGCUGUGAGUUUGCUGCAUUUUGUUUUGCUGGUAUUACGCUGAUCUUCCACAGCCAUUUCAUUAUCCUGAGCUCAUACGCGUUGAAGCUGUAGCUGGUGCUCCUGAAAACCAGCAGAACUUACACCAUUUCCACGCUGCCUUUGGUAGGAGCGAUGCAUAGAAGAAAUGCUGCACGUGUCUCUUCUGAACCAGCCCUGCUGCUGUAAGGCCCUGAGAGGGCAGGCCAGUAACCAGCACAACCAGAAAGGACGCAAGGAAUGCAGGGACUGACUUAUCCCACAAGUAGAGGAGCAAAGAGAACACAGAAGAUAUAAAGGCAGAUCUUUUAUUUAUUUAUUUUUUUUACGCGUUGUGCAAAUGCUCCUCCCCCUGUGUUCUUAGAGAUGGGAGCUCAGCAGAAAUUCAGGAACAAUUUCAGUGGUGUGCCAGCGCUUGUGUUGGUUUUGCAAUGAGUUGCUGCAAAUUUCUGCCUGGUUGCGGGCACUGAAAGUACACACAGAAGAGACCCUCUGAGGAUAGAAGCUGGUGGCUGUGUGUCUCGUGGUUUGGUUUUCUUGUUUUAGUUUUUGUGGUGUGAUAUAAGGAUGCAAAAAGAGAAUUGAGUUUGAGAAUUUUGCCUGAGACCUUCCUCUAGUUUGGUGGCUACAAAUCAGUAAUGUAUUUUCUUACCUGUUUCUGCCUUCUAUAAAAAUCUCUCAGAGAUUGGUUUCGAGGAGAAAGGAUAAGAAAUCUUCAUUAAACUACUUUCCUGAGUUUCUCUGCCCUCCAUCAAAUAUGCUGGAAAAUGCCACAAAGGGACCGCGAGGAUUCAAAUUCAGUCUUUCCCUGCCAGUAAGAUGGCUGCAGCAGUGAAGGUGGGGUCAGCUGGAAUAAAUCCUCUCACCAGUAUCUGCUGCAGUCACACAGGGAUGCUGCUGAGAGCCACUGAGGGUCAGUCCCGUAACUGAGGCAGUGAUCCAGACGUGCAUGGGCUGCUCAUGUGUGCAGGUCAAAUUCUGACCUGGUGAAAACUGGCACCUAGAUGCUGGCACCUAGACACCCUUUAAAACCAUACUGUGACCCGAAGUUUCUUCCACCUCCUUUUGCUGGAGCUUGGAAGAAGGUUUUGUUGUUCAGUGCAGCAGAGAAGGGCUCCGUUCCCAAGCUCAGAUCCCCUGCAUGAGCUCAGGUGAGGUGCUGUACCUCAGCUGCUUUUUUGCACGGCGAGGAUGGUUCCUCUGUUCCUGUGCCCACCCUUCUGAGGGCUGAUGAAGAGGGUCUGUCUUUCAGUGGGUAGAGUGCUCAGCAAAAAGGGAGCAAAUGCCAAGAGAGCUCUAGAAUGUCACUGUCUAAUAACAGGAGAAGUUGGGUGGGGUGUUGGUGUUUUUUGUUUGGUUUUGGUUGGUUGUCUGUUUGGGUUUGGGAUUUUGGGGGGUUGGUUGGUUUGGCUUUUGGCGUUUGUUUUGUUUUUCUUCUUAGUGGUAACAAUGUGUGAAGUGCAGGCCCAGCCUGUGCUGCUCUCUGAUGAGAUUCCUGACGGGCUGACUUCAGCACGGGUGGUUCAGAGCAUUUGGCUCUGCCCAAACAGAAAGCAGGCUGCCAUCUCCAAGGCAAGAAGGCUGCUUUAAUCAGACCGUGCCAUAAGGUAAAUGGGACUGUUGUUGUCUGCCUCUGACAGCUGCUGAUGGACAAGUCCAUGUAUCAUAACAAGGCCAUUGUUCACGGCCAUUCUCCUGAAGGAGGGUGUGCUGCUAACAGCAGGCUACUUCCAUCAGCUGAGCUGACAAAUGGGUUUGCUGCUGCUUCAAACCAGCUGUCGCUUUACAGCAAAUGCUCUGCACAAAAAUACAAGGCAUCAUGUUUCCUAUUUGGGUGCUAUCUCUUUGGACAUUACUUGCACUUUCUGCUAAGAAACUAAUGCUGGAACAUCCAGUGGGAAGCUGUCAGACAAUUUUUAAGCUGAAAGCAAAUGGUAAAUGGAAAAGCACUGCAGUUACAGCUCUGUUUACUCUUUGCAGAAAUGCCCCAGAUGAAUAAAGCUACCUGCUGCAGCUGCUUUUCAUUCUUUCGUCUUGUACGGAGUAAGCAAAUAUCCUAAAUCAAUAUGCUAAAAAUAAGAUAUUAUCACUCACGACUGCCAGACUAUAUAUAAGCUCAGCUGUGGCAGGUAGAGCAGCCCUGUGGUGAGGAAGCUCGGAAAGUAUGAAUAUUUGCUUUCCUACGGAUUUUCUGUGACCUGCCAAUUCUACUCUUCGUUGGCUUCCUGUAUGUAUAUUUUUAAAAAAGAGAGAGGAGGUGGAAAGGUGGUGUUGAAGAUACUGAGAGAUACUGAAUGCUUCAGUGCACGGUGACGUCUGUGUCAUGGAGAGGAACAAGGGCGCUGCUCCAGCUGCACUCACCUGAAGCUGAGCUCCCAAGUGUGCUGCCCAGCCGGCAGAAACAUCAGUGCACGUGGUGUCACUGUGCACGAGGCUGGGAGUUUCUCCCUGAGCUAAAUGAUGUGCAUUGUUGGCCUGGGAUUCUGUGAGGCAAUAGGAUUCAGCUCUCCAGCCUGACGGAGGGCUGAGAUGGGCACCACUGGAGAUUCUGUCUUUAGCACUGCAUUCCCAGCGCUGCCAGCAGGUUGAGCUCCUCAGCACUGACACUGCCAAGGGGUUUGUCUUUGUCAGGCUUGGAGGAGAAAAGAAACAUUGAAGGGAAAAUAAGUAGUGUGCUUAUUUCUUUUUCUAGUAAGGAAUGAUUAAUUGCUAAUGUACAGCUGAAGCCCUCAGAUAAACGAGGUGGCAAACUGGGUGGAUGAGGUUUAUUUUUGGCUGGGUGACGCGUUUCCUCUGACUUCUGACAAACAGUUCACAGAAAUGGGGAAAACCACCAAUUUUUCAUAGCAUGAUGCUCAUGAGGUCCAGGUAAUGAAUGCUAGCCUCGCUUCCAAGAGCGUCAGCGGGAAAAGUGAUGCAGAAACAUGCAGCAGUGUUAUUAUUUCUGUAACACCAUAGCAGACAAAUGUUAGAGGCGCUUGACGCUCCGAAUCCAGCGCUCUGAGAAAUGUUCUUUGAUUCGAGCCCAUGCAUUUUUGUAUUAAAUUGGGGUGGCAGUGGAGGCGAGCACCACGCCAGUGCCUCGCUGUGCUGCGGGUGUGACGGCGCGGUGCUGUGUUCUCUCCCUCAGAACGCGCUGGCGAAGGCGCUGUACGACAACAAGGCAGAGUGCUCGGACGAGCUGGCCUUCCGCCGAGGGGACAUCCUGACGGUGCUGGAGCAGCACGUGGUGGGCAGCGAGGGCUGGUGGAGGUGCUCGCUGCAUGGGCGGCAGGGCCUGGCUCCUGCCAACCGCCUGCAGCUCCUGGCGGGCCCGCAGGCCCUGCCGCCUCCUGCCGCCCCCAGCGAUGGCCCGGAGCCACCCGCAGCCCCGCAGAACAUCUACCAGGUGCCCUCCGUGCCCAAAGCCACCGCGUCGUCCUCUACGUACGAGAAGAUGGAGGGGUGGGUGACAUCGCCGGCUCGGGCUGCCACCCUGCCUGCCCCGGGGGUCUACCAGGUGCCGGCCUUGGCUGCGCAGCUGCUCAGCGAGAGGACGCGGAGCUCCACGCAGCAGCACCUCUUUACUCUUCCAAGAGCGUGCCGGGCUUCAGUGCCAAACAUCACCAGUGAGGUGUACGAUGUCCCAUCCAUGAAGAGCCGGGAGUCCCUACUCACGCAAAGUGGUGCCACUCCACCUGCAACACGAAAGGGCUCUGUGCCGGCCAGGUCCCCCAAGCGCUUCCAGGAAGAGCAGCAGCUCUACCACGUCCCAUCCAGCUCAGAGAAGGCUGGAGCUGUUACCCAGGAUUCGGCAGUGGGCAACCUGUAUGAUGUCCCUCCCAAAAGAGAAACUGAUGCUUCGGAGAAGAAAUCUCAGAAAAAGUGGGGCCACUGUAAUACUUUGCCAAAUCCUCGGAAAUCAGAAUGGAUUUAUGAUAUUCCAGUAUCGCCUGAAAAAACAGGAUUAAAACAAAACCCUUCUGUCCAUUCCAUGGAAAACCAGGUGCUAUAUGAUAUACCCCCAGCCAGGUACAAGGCACUAACAACAAACCCUGAAGCCAGUGUUGUAAAUCCACAAUUGUAUGAUCUGCCACCAAUACAGCGGAAAUUAACAUUUCCAGAUAUCCCUCUUUAUGACGUUCCAUCCUCAAAGGAUGUGCUCCUCUUGCAGCAAAAUGGGAGCUGCGACGUACCCCCAAGUCUCCUGGCUCCAAAUGCUGAGAAUCAGAUUUCUGGAGGGAAUGUCUAUGAUAUUCCAAGAAGUUUGCCCACUGCUUUGCAGUCCAAGAAAGAGAUGGAAAAAAACAGCAAUCGUUCUGGAAACCAGGCAUACCAUGUUCCCCCAGAGCUCUCGAGAGACACCAAACUAGAACAUGACAGAUUAUCUGUUUCUAGCGUGGACAGCAGAAACAGCACUCUUUCUACAUCCUCAAACUCUUCUUCUGAGUCUUCUUCUGGGUCAUCAUCAGAAGAGCCUGCCAAAGAAAUUAAGCUGGACCUCGAGGUGGCCAUAGAGACGCUGACUAGAUUGCAGCACAGCGUAUCUAGCUCAGUUGCGAGUUUAAUGAUCUUCGUGAGCAGUAAGUGGAGAUUACAAGAGCACCUAGAGAAAAACAUUGAAGAAAUCCAUAGGGCCAUUGAUCACAUAAAAGUAUCAUUUGGAGAAUUCUUGGCCUUUGCUCGAGCCCUAAAGGUAAAUGCAUCCUACCUCACUGAUAAUAAUCUUCAGAUCAGAAUUAAAAAACAGCUAGAAAUUCUUAUGAACUCAUUCCAAAUCUUAACAGAAACAAGAGAAGCUCUAAACAACUGCAACUGGUCUUUAGAGGUUUUGGUCCUCAAGAAACCUUGCAACAACCCGGAUGACCUCGAUCGCUUUGUUAUGGUCGCCCGCACGAUUCCGGAUGAUCUCAAGAGAUUUGUAUCCAUCAUCAUUGCCAACGGAAAGCUUCUCUUCAGAAAGAAUGAGAAGGAGCAAGAAAUGAAGCAACCAAGAGUGAGUCCAGGAUAUAAAAUGCCAAAACAAAUCAUGGCGCCAAGAAGAAUAGAAAUAGAUUCACUUCCAGUAAACGCUCCUGAUAAACCCAACUCAAGUCAAGGCAGUAAUGAGACGACAAAGGAAAAUGUCACUGAGGACUGUGAAUAUGUUCAACUACAGGCACAGAAAAUAAUUUCUGGUAAAGAAGUGUCAAAGAAGAGUACAGAUUCAAAACCAAAGGUGUUGCCAUCUACAAAAAAGAACUCAGUUCGAAGCCAGCAAGAUUCUGCCAAAAAAAUCGUUGUUCCGGAGCAGUGCAAGCUGUGUUUCGGCGCCCUUCACAAGGCCAUUGCUGUGUUCAAUAACAGCCUGAGCAGUAACCAGCCCCCUGAAGUCUUCAUCUCCCACAGCAAAUUGAUCAUUAUGGUGGGACAGAAGAUAGUGGAUUCUCUCUGCCAGGAAACGCAGCAGAGAGAGGCUCGCAGCGACAUUCUCCACAGCAGCAGCCGGUUUUGCAGCCUCCUGAAGAACCUGGCACUCGCCACCAAAAAUGCUGCGAUACAAUAUCCAAAUGCAGACGCCAUGAGGGAACUUCAGAACAAAAACGAUGAGCUGUAUAAAUACACACAGCAGUUUAGAGCAAUGUUAGAAUGAGUGACUUCACUUUUUAUAAUUAUUGUUAGUAUUUUGAGCAGUGGUCAAAACUUGAAUUCCUGUGUUGUUACAGUUCUUCUGUCGCUCCCUUGGCAGCUGAAGGGCACGAGCAGCUCAGUGGUGCUGACUCUCAGCAUCUCUGCUGCCUGGCAGGCAGCUUCCCUUGGGUACCACUGCACCUCUAGCAGGUGAAGACCCACACACAACAGCAGGUGCAGGAGGGAUGCGUAGAAUUAAAUGUGUGCUCCCUUCCCUGGUGUUCAGGCUCUGUCUAGAAACGUUGUCCUCUUACUGUUGGGGCAGGAAUUUUUGCUGAGUAUUUGAGCAAAUGUAAUUACCUGAUUUUUUUAAUUUAUUAUUAUUUUUUAAUUUCUAUACGAAAAUAUAUUUUCCUACUUCUUUUUUUUUUUUUUUUUUUGAGUAUACAAAGCCUCUCUUGACAUUUACCUGUGCACCAUUCUGUAAGUUGUGAUAUAUUGCUAUGUGUACCGUCAUCAGCGGUUCCCGGAGCACUUGACUCCAAUCUUGUCAUUACAUCUGUUUUUUAUUCUUUCCCAAACGCGUUGCCUUUGCAGCUCUUGGAUAUACAAGUAUUGUGAAUGCAUUGCAGGACAAACCGCAUCUCACAGCCGUUAAUCAGAAACGCUUCAGCUGCUGUCUGAGCAUGGAUAGAAGACAGACAUGGAGUUCGACACCCACGGCUUUGGGGAUCACUCCUCCAUCACUGCCUCUGUGCAGCACCUCCGCCGUAUCCCACCUUCUCCCUAAUGUCAGUUAUUGUGUGUCACCACCUCUGCCCCCAGAGCUGCUGAUGUGAAGCAGCAGUGACGUGGGCCCUGUAAGCAUCCGUGCGGACUGUUCCUAUCCCUGUGCCGUUUGUAUUCUUCUUAUUUAUUUUAAAGUUUUAUCUGAAUUUUUAAA
This is a messenger RNA of Numida meleagris (helmeted guineafowl), 10398 nucleotides long. It is a transcript of the gene CASS4, whose product is annotated as Cas scaffolding protein family member 4. The transcript is spliced from 6 exons. Gene Ontology annotation, biological process: cell migration; cell surface receptor protein tyrosine kinase signaling pathway. Lineage: Eukaryota; Metazoa; Chordata; Aves; Galliformes; Numididae. Gene Ontology annotation, cellular component: cytoplasm; plasma membrane. Gene Ontology annotation, molecular function: protein binding. The record is from RefSeq and is a predicted model, not a curated record. Bases 6874 to 9477 code for a protein of 867 amino acids.